AUGGUGGAAGAGCAGGCAGAGCCUCAACCACUGCAGCAACCGGCUGUACAGAUCAUGCAAUCUGUAACAAUAACUCCAAUGCCAGAAUUUUGCCCAGAUGCAAAAAUCGGAACAAGCCUUUCGACAAGAUGGAACAAUUGGCAGUCAGACUUCGAAAUGUAUAUAACCGCAAGUGGAAUAACGAAUCCAAAGCGAAAACGUGCACUUUUGCUAUAUCAAGCCGGACCGAGAGUUCGCGAGAUUUUUAAACAAAUCCCCGAGACAGGAACUGAUACGGACUACGACAUCACGAAACAGAAGUUAAAGGCUUACUUCGACCCUCAAAAGAAUCGGCGGUACGAAGUUUAUCGUUUUCGACAAACAACUCAAGAACACAAUGAGACGUUAGAUCAAUUUCACACCAGACUUAGAACAAUAUCAGAAACAUGUGAAUUCGCAGACGUUGAAUUUGAAAUCGAAGAACAAAUCAUUAUAGGCGGAAAUUCAUCAAAAAUACGAAAGCGAGCACUGCGUGAUCCUACAUUUGACUUAAAAUCAAUGCUUUUAGAAGAACGUCGUGACGAGCAGAGCAAGUAUCAAGCUGAACAAAUUGAAUCUAAAGAACAAGCUGACGGUGAGGCUAAUAAAUUAGAACAAAAACCUAAUAACGGUAAUAUUUCGAACCGUAGUAAUGUUAUUUGCAGAAAUUGUGGGCGUGCUUAUCCACACACAGGGGCAUGUCCAGCGAAAGGAAAAACCUGUAAUAAUUGUGGAAAACCGAAUCAUUUCGCUGCUGUUUGUCGAGGAAAACAAAAACAAACGCGAUCACCGAGAUACUCAAACAAAAAGCAUGCACAAAGAAAUCUAAAAACAUUAGAUACAGGAUCAAACACGAGUUCCGAUGAAGACUAUUUAUAUACAGGUCAAUGUUAAAGUAGGCGGUGCCAAAUUUCAAACAACAAUUGACAGUGGCGCGACAAUAAAUGUGAUCGAUCGUGACACUUUUAACAAAAUGCAAGACAUAAAAUUAACUCGCACGAACAAGAAAGCUUUCGCGUAUAAUACGAAAUCACCAGUUGAAUUUUUGGGAAAAUUCGAAGCGGUAAUAUCGAAACACGAAAACGAAUAUCUGUAGCCACAUUCUAUGUCGCUAAAGCUGCGAACUGUGGAAACUUACUUUCUCUUUCUACUGCACAAGAACUCGGACUUAUUAGUUUGCAUCUAGACAAACUGACAUCAAAGAAUGCCGCACUAGAAAACAUCCUUCAAAAGCAUUCUAAAGUUUUUUCCGAUCUUGGAAAAUUGAAGGGAGAAAAAAUUAAACUAGAUAUAGACAAAACUAAAAUUCCGAAAGCACAACCCCAAAGGCGCAUACCUUAUCACAUUCGAGAAAAAGUGAAAAACGCGGUAACUGAAUUAGAAAAUCAAGAUGUGAUUGAAAAAGUGCCCGAAAAUGAAGCUACUCCGUGGGUUUCACCAAUUGUAGCUGUUCCCAAAAAAGACGGACAGGUUCGCAUAUGUGUUGAUAUGCGGCUCGCAAAUGAAGCUAUAAGACGA
Messenger RNA from Paramuricea clavata, 1536 nucleotides. The record is from the annotation of a GenBank genome assembly. NCBI's taxonomy places the organism in Eukaryota, Metazoa, Cnidaria, Anthozoa, Malacalcyonacea, Plexauridae.